Messenger RNA from Fukomys damarensis (Damara mole-rat), 3472 nucleotides. RefSeq names its product cysteine rich protein 3 (gene Crip3). NCBI's taxonomy places the organism in Eukaryota, Metazoa, Chordata, Mammalia, Rodentia, Bathyergidae. The transcript has 14 exons. The record is from RefSeq and is a predicted model, not a curated record. The coding region runs from base 2567 to 3181 and encodes 204 amino acids.
ACGUCCAGGGCUCCUUGUGGAUGAACCAAAUUGGCUUCUAGAAAUUGUAUGCCCAGAUGAUCUAGGACUGGUUGGCAAUCUCAUCUGGAACCUACACCAUGAGAUGCAGUCAACAUCUUACAGUAAAUAUUUAUAGAAACUAAAAAAUGUACCUCCUUUCCUUUUUUCCUUUCCCCUUAAAAUACCAGACAAAUCAAUCAUAACUUCUGUAUCUGUAAAAAAUAUUUUCUGUUAAUUUUUUUUAUCUUUUCCAAAUUAUUUUCUCCUACUUUGUCAUUAAAGUCAAAUGUCUGUCUGCUCACCACGUAGUGUGCUUUGAUUGUAUUUUGGCUUUGAUGCUGCCAUUUCUGAAAUGUGGGGGAGGAGGGAAACAGAACUGACUUGUCCAAUUGCUGUGUUGUAUUCCUACCAAAUUUCCUGGACAAUUGAUGGAUCUUUGGGAGAAACACCAGAAAGCUUGUUGAAAUGGAAAGCUUCUACUAAUAAAGGAAGAAUUGUUCGUCUCUAGGCUUCCAUUUGGAUGGGCCUGCCUUAACAUUGUUUGAAAUGCAGCGUGAGUAGCCCUUUUGUUUAUUGUUUAUUUACUUCCCUUAUUGGCAUGUCAGCUCCCAUACUUCCCUUCUUACUCUGUUGCUGUUGCUUGAGAUGGUCCUGCUUGGCCCAGAAGCCUGUUUGGAAAUGGUCUCAGUAAACUUGGAAGGAAAUGGUCUCAGUAAAGUUGGAAGAAAAUCUGGCAGACUCAAUUUUGGAAGACAACAAAUCGGAGCAAUUCCAGAAGUCUGCAGAUUUACCAAAAGGACUGCUGCAGACAUUUCUGCUCCAGGAAGGAAAGGAUAGAAGCCGCAGAGACCAUGGAAAGGAUGAGCAUCCUUGUGACCAGUAGGCAAUCAUCUGUAGGGUCUGACUUCCAGAAAGUGGGUGUGGCUGUGAAAAAAAUGCCCUGCCAUUUUAGCUACCAGGAAAUGUUACUGUGGCCAGCCAGGUGGAUAGAGCACUUAGACUAGGCCCAGGUCACGAGUACUCCAAGGAAAGGUCUACCUCACUGGACUAAGUGGAACCUGGAAUGGGGGGGAUUGAACUUGGGACCUUCUGCUUGCGAGGCAGGUGGCAGAAUUACUGAGCUAAAUCCCCAGCUGUACUUGGAAAGAGGAUGGAACUUAUUUGACUUCUGAUUCUGUGACCUUGAGCUUCAUACACGAAAUGAAAGCCUCCUCCAGUGAAAGGGAUCGAACUCCGGUCCUUGCACAUGAGAGGCAGAACCACUGAGCUAAAUUCCCAGCCCUCCAAGUAAUUCUUGAAAAGCCAAAUCCAACCUUUCUUGGAAAAAAUCAAAGCUGUUGCUGGUUUCUUCACAUUCAUAUGGUGAAGGCGGAGGGCUAGAGGGGCUUUCCUGAAAUUUGGAUUCUGAAUUAAUCCAAUUGAUGCUGCUGACUCACAAUGCAUAAACACAGAGACCUGAGCAGCUGAGUACUACUGGCUAUAGAGAGAGUUCUCUCAGAGGUUCAUGGCAAGGUGAUGCUGGGAAUCAAGAAAAUCUGACCGUCUCCCAGAGCCGUAGAUGAUACGACAGCAGUUCUCUACAGGUGCCUCUUGGGUGACUGGCAAGUGCUGUGGUGACUCUGUUGGACACUUUGAGGAGCGGCUAGACUGUUGUCCAAAAAAGUUCCUUGGAGUUCUUUGCAGCAUUAGUGGGCCGCUCUCCCUUCUCCCAGUACUGGGUAUUGAACCAGGAGCCCCGCUGCUGUUAGGCACUGCUAUGCUCUACCACAGAGCUACUUGCCAGGCUUGAGACAAGGUCUUGGUAAGUUGCUCAGGCUGGUCUCAAACUUGUGAUCCUCCCGCCUCAGCCUUUUGACUAGCAGGUAUUACAGUUAUUCCAUACCUGGCAGGUGGGCUACUUUUAAUAUUUUAAAAUCUUUAAGUAGAAAUAUGUGAUUAGUGUUUGAGUAUAUUUCAAAUAAACAUUUUAAUGUUAUGAGCAGCCAUUGAUCUGUGCAGACCCUGUUUUGACGCAUCUUGGUGAGAGCUAUGGUUCCCUUGGCUUUUCCACGCGGGUGCUGUUAAGCUCAUGUGUGUGAACACAUCUGAUUCUCAUGACCUGUGCGGCAGAUGCUGCUGUUGCGAUGCGCACUGUGUGGAUGAGGACAUGAGGCAGAGGAGCCGGGCACCACCUGGUGUGGGAGGCAGCCCGAGAUGGCCCGAACUCUGAGCUCUCCACUGCUCACUGGACUGUCCGAAAGGAAUUAACCCUGCCGGAACGCCCACUGCUUGGCUUAGAGAGCGAGAACAGUGUUUCCACCAUAUCUGCCUAGGGACGCUGCUUUUCCCGAGAGCCACACUAGGCUUCAUCGCUGCCCCGCCUCACACGACAGCGCCAGGACUGGCUCAGCGCUCAGCGGCAGCCCGGGCUCCUCCCCGAGGGUCCGGCUUGCCCACCCCCGCCAGGGAACAGGGCUCCUUUUCUGGGGUCUGGGACAACCGAAGGCUGUGGGCGGGGCUGUGGGAGGGCGGGACCAGCCCGCUGCGUGGGGGCCGGUGUGGUAGCGACUGCCAAGACGGUGGAGCCAUGAGCUGGAGCUGCCCGCGCUGCCUGGAGCCUGUGUACUUUGCAGAGAAAGUGAGCUCUCUGGGUAAGAACUGGCACCGCUUCUGCCUGAAAUGUGAGUGCUGCCACAGCGUGCUGUCCCCAGGAGGGCAUGCAGAGCACAACGGGAGGCCCUACUGCCACAAGCCAUGCUAUGGGGCCCUCUUUGGACCUCGAGGGGUGAACAUCAGUGGUGUGGGCUCCUAUCUCUACAAUCCCCCCACGCCCUCCCCUGCCAGCACCACCCUCCUCAGCCCCAGCAGCUUCAGUCCCCCCAGGCCGAGGACCAGCCUCCCCCAGGACAAGAAAAUCCUGCCCUGCAUGAGGACAUUCACAGGAGAGACCUCCCUUUGCCCUGGCUGUGGGCAGCCUGUCUUCUUUGCCGAGAAGGUGAUGUCUUUGGGUAGAAACUGGCAUCGACCCUGUCUGAGGUGCCAGCGUUGCCAGAAGACCCUGACUGCUGGGAGCCAUGCUGAGCAUGAUGGUGCCCCCUACUGCCACGUCCCCUGCUAUGGCUACCUGUUCGGGCCCAAAGGUGUGAACAUCGGCAAGGUGGGCUGCUAUAUCUAUGACCCAGUGGAGAUAAAACCCAAAUGAGCAGCUCCCAGGAGAAGUCACCCUAAUGCAGGCUUCCUGCCACCCCUCCAUGGUCCAGUGGGGGCUAUGAUUUCUUUCUCGGGUCCUGUGGGGUACAGAAAGGGACCCUGGGUCCCUGGGCCUACGCUCCAUGGUAGGCCAGAGUCUACUCUAGACUUUUUCUGCCAAUUCUUGCGUUUCCCAUUCCCACUUGGUUAGGGGGCACAGGCCAUCCCCACUAUGAAUGACGCCGCCCCCGCCCAGCCUUCUCAUCUCUUGUCCCAGCAAAUUCUGGGGCUUAAAGAUACUCAU